AUGGAGCUCCCUCGGGACAGUAUCCCCGUGGUCUUCCUUGCCGUUUCGGCCGCCUCGCUGUACGCGCGCGCAGCGUCCUCGCGCUUCCGCCCAGGCCUCCCCCGUCUCGCCGCUCUGCUCCCGGUGGUGGCGUUCCUCGCCGCGGUCCCCCUGGCGUUCACCCCUUCCGCUGUAAUGCGGGGCGUGGCGGGCUUCUUCUUCGCGUGGCUCGGCGCGUUCAAGGUCUUCCUCCUCGCCGUCGGCCGCGGUCCGCUCGAUCCCUCUCUCCCAGUCCUCCCUUUCCUCUUCACCGCUGCGCUCCCCAUCAAACUCAGGCACGGCGGUGCCGGCCGUCCGGACGCCGCGGGACCAGCGUCGACGUCAAGGGCCAGAGCGCUGUCCAUCGUAUCCUGCUCGGUGAAGGUCGCUGUCAUAGCUGCCCUUCUCCGUGUCUACCAUUUCAAGGACCAGCUGAAUUUCUACGCUCGCCUCGCGCUAUACGGCAUCCACAUGUAUUGCUUCGCCGACCUCCUCCUCCCCUGCAUUGCGGCCGCCGGCGGGGUGCUCGGUAUGGAUCUGGAGCCACAGUUCGACCGGCCGUACCUGGCGUCGUCGCUGCGCGACUUCUGGAGCCGGCGGUGGAACCUGAUGGUGCCCGCCAUCCUCCGGCCGUCGGUCUACGACCCCGUGCGCGCGCGCACCGGGAGGGCGGCCGGCGUCAUGGCCGCGUUCCUCGUGUCCGGGCUCAUGCACGAGGUCCUUGUGUACUACAUCACCCUGCGUUCACCCACGGGGGAGAUGACAGCGUUCUUCCUGCUCCAUGGGGCGUCCUGCGUGGCCGAGGAGUGGUGUGUGCGGCGGUCGGUGUCCACGGGUUGGCCGACGGCACCGCGCCCCGUGGCCACGGUGCUCGUGGGCGUGUUCGUGGCUGGCACGGCGUUUUGGCUGUUCUUCCCGCCGAUCUGCAGAGACGGAGGGGAGGAGGCGCUGCUGGAUGAGUGGGCAGCGGUGGCAGCGUUCUUCGUCGGCGCCGGGCAAAAGAUGUUCUCCGGUCUCCAUGAUGUUUGA
Molecule: messenger RNA, 1047 nt
Organism: Miscanthus lutarioriparius
Lineage: Eukaryota; Viridiplantae; Streptophyta; Magnoliopsida; Poales; Poaceae
Source: the annotation of a GenBank genome assembly